This is a messenger RNA of Meloidogyne enterolobii, 1425 nucleotides long. The record is from the annotation of a GenBank genome assembly. Lineage: Eukaryota; Metazoa; Nematoda; Chromadorea; Rhabditida; Meloidogynidae.
AAAAUGUCUUCUUCAUUACCAAGACAAAGUCCUUGGCCUGCAAUAGAAAUGCAACAAGCAUUACAAAUUCUCGAGGAGAUUGUUGGGUUAAAUUUGGAUAAAUUAAGAAGUAUUGAACAAAAACAAACAAAUAAUUUAAAAGAAUUAAUUGGCUAUGUUUUGGCUGAAACUUUAUUAGCGUUUAGACCUGUUCCUAAUUUUCGUGCUUCUGUUAUGGAUGGAUAUGCAAUUAUUUCCUCUGAUGGAAAAGGACCUCGCAAAGUUGUUGGUGCUUUCAAUGCAGGAAAGGCAACGUCAAAUGGACAUAAAAUGUUGGAGUCUGGCCAAUGUGUUCGAAUAAGUACUGGGGCUAAAUUGCCUGAAGAGGCAGAUGCUGUUGUGAGGUUGGAGGAUACUGAAGUGUUGGAAGAAGAUGAUGACGGUAAAGAGAUUUUGAUAGAUAUUGGAAUUGACCCAAAAUCAGGACAGAAUAUUCGAGAGAUUGGCAGUGACAUAGCCAAAGAUGAAUUAUUAUUAGCAAAAGGUAUUCGUUUGGGGGCAUCCGAAAUUGGCCUACUUGCUUUGAGUGGAAGAAAAACGGUUCUUGUUUAUUCCAAACCAAAAAUUUGUGUUUUAUCUUCCGGCGAUGAAUUAAUUGAUUUUAUUAAUUUGCCUAAUAAUGGGGAGAAUGAAUGGCCAAUUGAUGGGGUUAUCGAUACAAAUAGACCUGUUUUGAUUUCUCUUUUAUUGGAAGAAGGAUUUGAUCCAAUUGAUUGUGGCAUAGCUAAAGAUAGUGAAGAAGAAUUAAUUAAUUCAAUAAAGAAUGCUUUUUCUAAAAGUGAUAUACUUGUAAUAAGUGGAGGUGUUUCUAUGGGAGAGAAAGAUUUAUUAAAAUCAACUUUAAAUAAACAUUUUAAUUUAAAAAUAAAUUUUGGACGUGUUUAUAUGAAGCCAGGGUUGCCUUCUACUUUUGCUUCGGGAAUUGGAUUGGAUGGACGGCCAAAAUUAGUUUUUGGAUUGCCAGGUGGGGGCAAUCCAGUAUCUGCAUUUGUUACUUCCCAUUUAUUUGUUAUCCCCCAAUUACGAAGAAUUGCUGGUUUAGACAUUAAUUGGGAAAAUAUAAAAAUUAAUGUUGAGGUAUAUUUUCUAAACAAAACUAUAUUUUAUUUUCAAAAAAAAAAGUUGUCCAAUUCAAUUCCUUUACUCGAUUCCCGACCAGAAUAUUGUCGAGCUAUUUAUUUACAUCCAAACAAAUUAAAUUCAAUUCCUUCAAUUCCAAAAGUUAAAUGUUUAUUUAAAAACAAAAUUUCUUCUAAUUUAUUAUCUACUCGAUCGGCUAAUUUAUUGUUGGAAUUACCUUCAAAAGAGGAGGAAGAAAAGAAAGGAAAUUUUGAUGGGAUUAAAUCUGGGGAGUUUAUUAAUGCUUUAAUUAUUGGAAAAUUGUGA